CACACACACACACACACACACACACACACACACACAGAUCCGGGUGGGGGGAGCGGCAGCGCGAGACAGCGCGAGCCUCCGAGAAAGCGCGAGACACGCCGGCGCGUGCAGCUCUGCGGCGGCCGCAGCGCCCCGGCUCGAGCCCCGCGCAGCCCGCCCUUGAGCGCCGGUCCGGGUUAUUUAUGCGGCGGCCGCGUCCGCCAGCUGCGGCUUCCUCCAGCCCCCACCCCGGGCGCGCCCCCACUCGCAGCAGCAGCUGACAGGAAUCGCGCGUGGGUGUGUUGUUUGGGAGCUUCGGCCUCGGCGCCGCGGGUGCCACCUCCCGGGACGCUGCCCAGGCGUCCUCGGUCGCGAUCAAACAAAUAAUAGAAGUCUGUUGAAGCUUUGUCCUGACCUAUUCUGGAAGUAGAAGAAUACCCUGGAGAAAGGAGCAUUGUAAGCACAAAGAAUAAAACUCCUCAAUCCUGGGAGAGAGAAUUAAAGUCUAACCCUCCAUAUUGGUCUUAAGGCAACUUAGAGUAUGCAAAAUACAACAAGAUGGCAUAAAUUAAAAAUAGGAAUAAAAUGAGACAGAAAAACAAGGGUGGGGAAAGUCCUUUUCCCAGAAAAUCAACAACAACAACAUCGUGGCUACUGUAAUGUGAUGCUGGGAUUGAAUUUACCUAGGGCUCCAUAUCAAGGUUGACUCGAAAGUCUUGAGGAAGAUCUGGAAGAAAUAGGUAUUAAGUCAUGAUGCAGGAAUCUGCGACAGAGACAAUAAGCAACAGUUCAAUGAAUCAAAAUGGAAUGAGCACUCUGAGCAGCCAAUUAGAUGCUGGCAGCAGAGAUGGAAGAUCAAGUGGUGACACCAGCUCUGAAGUAAGCACAGUAGAACUGCUGCAUCUGCAACAACAGCAGGCUCUCCAAGCAGCAAGACAACUUCUCUUACAGCAGCAAACAAGUGGAUUGAAAUCUCCUAAGAGCAGUGACAAACAGAGACCACUGCAGGAAUUGCUUCCAGAAACAAAAUUAUGUGUCUGUGGCCACUCUUCUGGUGAUGGGCAUCCUCACAACACAUUUGCAGUGCCUGUGUCGGUGGCCAUGAUGACUCCCCAGGUGAUCACCCCUCAGCAAAUGCAGCAGAUCCUUCAGCAGCAAGUCCUGUCUCCUCAGCAGCUCCAAGCCCUUCUUCAGCAGCAGCAGGCAGUCAUGCUGCAGCAGCAACAACUGCAAGAGUUUUACAAGAAACAGCAAGAGCAGUUACAUCUUCAGCUUUUGCAGCAGCAGCAACAGCAGCAGCAGCAGCAGCAGCAGCAACAGCAGCAGCAACAGCAGCAGCAACAGCAGCAGCAGCAACAGCAGCAGCAACAGCAGCAGCCGCCGCCACAGCAUCCUGGAAAGCAAGCGAAAGAGCAGCAGCAGCAGCAGCAGUUGGCGGCCCAGCAGCUUGUCUUCCAGCAGCAGCUCCUCCAGAUGCAGCAACUCCAACAGCAGCAGCAUCUGCUCAGCCUUCAGCGUCAGGGACUCAUCUCCAUCCCACCUGGCCAGGCAGCCCUUCCUGUCCAGUCGCUGCCUCAAGCUGGCUUAAGUCCUGCUGAGAUUCAGCAGUUAUGGAAAGAAGUGACUGGAGUUCACAGUAUGGAAGACAACGGCAUUAAGCAUGGAGGGCUAGACCUCACUACUAACAAUUCCUCCUCGACUACCUCCCCCACCGCUUCCAAAGCGUCACCACCAAUAACCCAUCACUCCAUGGUGAAUGGACAGUCUUCAGUUCUAAAUGCAAGGCGAGACAGCUCAUCACAUGAGGAGACUGGGGCCUCUCACACUCUCUACGGCCAUGGAGUUUGCAAAUGGCCAGGCUGUGAAAGCAUUUGUGAAGACUUUGGACAGUUUUUAAAGCACCUUAACAACGAACAUGCAUUGGACGACAGAAGCACUGCCCAGUGUCGAGUGCAAAUGCAGGUGGUGCAGCAGUUAGAAAUACAGCUUUCUAAAGAACGCGAACGUCUUCAAGCAAUGAUGACCCACUUGCACAUGCGACCCUCAGAGCCCAAACCAUCUCCCAAACCUCUAAAUCUGGUGUCUAGUGUCACCAUGUCGAAGAACAUGUUGGAGACAUCCCCACAGAGCUUACCUCAAACCCCUACCACACCAACGGCCCCAGUCACCCCGAUUACCCAGGGACCCUCAGUAAUCACCCCAGCCAGUGUGCCCAAUGUGGGAGCCAUACGAAGGCGACAUUCAGACAAAUACAACAUUCCCAUGUCAUCAGAGAUUGCCCCAAACUACGAGUUUUAUAAAAAUGCAGAUGUCAGACCUCCAUUUACUUAUGCAACUCUCAUAAGGCAGGCUAUCAUGGAGUCAUCUGACAGGCAGUUAACACUUAAUGAAAUUUACAGCUGGUUUACACGGACAUUUGCUUACUUCAGGCGGAAUGCAGCAACUUGGAAGAAUGCAGUACGUCAUAAUCUUAGCCUGCACAAGUGUUUUGUUCGAGUAGAAAAUGUUAAAGGAGCGGUGUGGACCGUGGAUGAAGUAGAAUACCAGAAGCGAAGGUCACAGAAGAUAACAGGAAGCCCAACCUUAGUAAAAAAUAUACCUACCAGUUUAGGCUAUGGAGCAGCUCUGAAUGCCAGCUUGCAGGCUGCCUUGGCAGAGAGCAGUUUGCCUUUGCUAAGUAACCCUGGACUGAUGAAUAACACCUCCAGUGGCCUGUUGCAGGCCGUCCACGAAGACCUCAAUGGUUCCCUGGAUCACAUCGACAGCAAUGGGAACAGCAGCCCGGGCUGCUCACCUCAGCCGCACAUACAUUCAAUUCAUGUCAAGGAAGAGCCAGUGAUUGCCGAGGAUGAAGACUGCCCGAUGUCCUUAGUGACAACAGCGAAUCACAGUCCAGAACUAGAAGAUGACAGAGAGAUUGAAGAAGAGCCUUUAUCUGAAGAUCUGGAAUGAGAACUGACUUGUGAAACCUCAGCGUGAAGGGACAUAUCACUGACCUUCAUAACCACUCCACAACCAUGAAUAUUUGACAAAUUUUUACUGUGACUAUUUAUUAAGCAUGGAUAAAGGAGACAGCCCUAAAGGAACUUAUGAAGCCAGCCCUUUGGGAUUCAGUACCAACAGGCAAAUUGCUUGU
Molecule: messenger RNA, 3115 nt
Organism: Balaenoptera musculus (blue whale)
Lineage: Eukaryota; Metazoa; Chordata; Mammalia; Artiodactyla; Balaenopteridae
Gene: FOXP2
Product: forkhead box P2
Exons: 21
Coding region: 730-2931 (733 amino acids)
Biological process (GO): regulation of transcription by RNA polymerase II
Cellular component (GO): nucleus
Molecular function (GO): RNA polymerase II cis-regulatory region sequence-specific DNA binding; DNA-binding transcription repressor activity, RNA polymerase II-specific
Source: RefSeq, a predicted model, not a curated record